Messenger RNA from Populus trichocarpa (black cottonwood), 2958 nucleotides. RefSeq names its product magnesium transporter MRS2-4. The transcript has 4 exons. Lineage: Eukaryota; Viridiplantae; Streptophyta; Magnoliopsida; Malpighiales; Salicaceae. Gene Ontology annotation, biological process: magnesium ion transport. The record is from RefSeq and is a predicted model, not a curated record. Bases 1187 to 2536 code for a protein of 449 amino acids. Gene Ontology annotation, molecular function: magnesium ion transmembrane transporter activity.
UUUAUCCCAUCAGUGAGAGCUAGCCGGCACCUGCAAAAAAAAAAAAAAACUCAGCAUAAAGAGUCGAUAUUAUUCUUCUUCCCUGCCUCUAUUAGUUUUAGAUGGGUUCUAUCAAUAGCUUAGGGGGUUGUGACCAAGAGGAGCAACUAGCGAAAAGGAGGAGGUCGGCGUGAAGGAGAUUCUGUCACGGCUUGGCCGGAUCGGGUUUGGUUGAAGGUGGAGUUGGUUCUGCUAUUACAUACGUGGUGGCUGUUGUUGCUGACCGCGGUGAAGAGGGGAGGAGUUGUUGGCUGUCGGCUGGAGGAUGGGAGCUUUUUGUGUUGUUGGUGGUGAGGAGUUGCUUGCCGCGAGUUGAAGGGAAGGGCUUGGUGUUGAAAUGUGAGGCCAUGUGUUUGUAAGAGAUUUAGCAAAAGACAAAAUGAAAAGGAAGUUGGGGUUCACGGGUAUGGCCUCUAGUGAUUAUGGGGAAGGAGAAUGAAAAGUGGGAGGCUGAUGUUCUUGUAUGCUCAAAACUACGAGGGAGACUUUUUUCUUUGGAUAAAGACAAAAAAAAAUUGGUGUGGGGGCUGUCGAUUUCUCAAUAUGGUGGUAUUUUUUUUGGGGCAAUGAUGAACAAGUGUUGGUCUCAACAAAAACUCAUGCAUGGUGGAGGAGUGGGAGAUGGUUGAAUCUUCUUGUUGAAAAAAAGUUGUUUAUUAUGUAGACAUUUUAUUAAAUAUCAUGAUUGUACAUCACGAUAAAAUUUUAAUUAAUAUCGCGAUAUUUAUGAUAUUUUACUGAAACAUUUUGCUUUUGCGCUAUUUUGUAUUUUAUAUGCUAAUUUCCAAAUUUAUCCGAUUAAAACACGGCAUUAGGGCUCAGAGAGAGAUCUCAUCUCUCCCAUUAGAAUCAGGUCCGAUCAUGCACACCCUCUCUCUCUCUCGCUCGUUCAUCUGAUUGUAAGCAGGUCUUUCUUUCUGUUUUCAAUUUCUUUUUUGGCUCCCUAGAAACAUAAUAGAAUCAAUCAUCCACAAAACCCAAAACAACAACAUUAUUUGAUGUGUAUUUGUGAAGAAAUUAAUUCCAAGAGAAACUGAUGGGUUAGUUAAGAGCAUGUGCCGCUUCCGCUGCUGCUUCUGCUUGUGGGGUCUCCAUGGUUUUCAGUGAAUUCGUCUCUUUCCUUCUUCCAGAAACACGUCAAUAAAAAAUGGGGAAGGGCCUGCCUUUCUUUUUCCGCAAAAACAGCCGUCGUCGCUUAAAGAAGGCUGGUGGCCUGCAAUCACCACCAUCUGCUCCGCCUCCUCCACCGUUGAGAUCACCGGAAUUAAUUGAUGCUAAUCACAACAACAACAGUUUGGUGGUUGGGGCAUCGACGGGGCCUGGGAAGGGGAAGAAGAAGGCCGGAGGAGCAGCCAGGCUGUGGAUGAGAUUUGAUAGGUUGGGGAAUUCGGAGUUGGUGGAAUGUGAUAAAAGUGCCAUUAUCAAGCGCGUCUCUAUUCCUGCUAGGGAUUUGAGAAUUCUUGGCCCUGUCUUCUCUCACUCUUCUAACAUUCUUGCCAGGGAGAAAGCCAUGGUUGUCAACUUAGAGUUUAUAAGGGCUAUAGUGACUGCUGAAGAAGUCCUGAUUUUGGAUCCUCUGUGCCAGGAAGUUCUUCCAUUUGUGGAUCAGCUAAGGCAACAACUUCCUCAUAAGACCGCGGUUAACAUCCAGCAGGUCUCUCAGAAUGCAGACACUCAUGCUUCUACCGGGGGCCAAUGGCUGCCUGUUCCAGAAGCUGCUGAAGGUUUGCAGUGUGAGCUUCCAUUUGAGUUUCAAGUUCUGGAGAUUGCUUUGGAGGUUGUCUGUACCUACUUGGACUCCAAUGUGGCUGACCUGGAGAGAGAUGCUUAUCCCGUGCUGGAUGAAUUGGCCAUGAAUGUUAGCACCAAGAAUCUUGAACGUGUUCGCAGUUUGAAAAGUAAUCUCACUCGUCUGCUUGCUCGUGUACAGAAGGUGAGGGAUGAAAUUGAACAUCUAUUAGAUGACAAUGAAGAUAUGGCAGAUUUGUAUUUGACAAGGAAGUGGAUUCAGAAUCAGCAAUCUGAGGCCUUGGUGGGUUCUGCAGCUUCAAAUAGCAUAACCCUUGCUACACCACAUCUCCCUCGACUUGGCUCUAACCGGAGUGCAAGUAUGGUGACUGGCAGUGUUUUGGAUGAUGAUGAUGAUGUAGAGGAUUUGGAGAUGUUGCUUGAGGCCUAUUUUAUGCAGCUAGAUGGAACACGAAAUAAAAUAUUGUCUGUUCGUGAGUAUAUUGACGACACAGAAGACUAUGUCAAUAUUCAGCUUGACAACCAGCGAAAUGAACUCAUCCAGCUCCAACUGAUAUUAACCAUUGCGUCUUUUGCUAUUGCAGUGGACACCCUGAUAGCUGGGAUGUUUGGCAUGAACAUUCCCUGUCAAUUGUAUCAGAUACAUGGGAUAUUUGGCUACUUUGUGGGAAGUUCUUCUACCGGAUGUUUGUUUCUUUUCCUGCUUGUUCUAGGUUAUGCCAGAUGGAAGAAGCUACUUGGUUCAUAAGUCUUUAACUCUUUGCCAGUUGCAGAUGUGUGUUUAAUGUGGUAGAUUCUCACAACUGACUUAUCUGUGAAUCCCAGUACACUGUCUUACAAGUACAUAUUGGAGAGGGCAACCUUACUGUAUGAAAUUACUGGUGAUUUUCUUCAGUCCAUACCAAAGUACGCUACACGUCAGUUUCUUCUUCUCUUCCUCUUUUCUUUUUUCUUGGGGCCUGACAAAAUAUGACUCUUGCAUUCAUGCAAUGCUGAAAUUUUUUAUCCUUUUCAUGGCAACCAAACAGAGGGCUGUAAAAGUUGUGUUUAUGUUGCUAUUUUUUUUGCCCUGUGUAUUAUAUCGUCGACUUGAGAUUUUAGUCGUGAGAUUGGCUGUAAGGAUAAGUUAUUUACAUUUUAGUUUUAAAACCCGAGACAAAUCUUGGAUCA